Messenger RNA from Ricinus communis (castor bean), 1057 nucleotides. Its product is annotated as ATP-dependent Clp protease ATP-binding subunit CLPT1, chloroplastic. The transcript has 6 exons. NCBI's taxonomy places the organism in Eukaryota, Viridiplantae, Streptophyta, Magnoliopsida, Malpighiales, Euphorbiaceae. Bases 99 to 788 code for a protein of 229 amino acids. The record is from RefSeq and is a predicted model, not a curated record.
CACCAAACCCAAACCCAAACCCACAAAAGUAAAACCCUUUCUGUGGUAAACCCGAAUCACUUUUCUCUUCAAAAUCCUGUCACCGUAGGGGCACGUACAUGUUAAUGGCGACUCAGACUUUCUCAUUUCUCUCAAUUUCACUCCCUACUUCCAAAAUUUACGUCGAGAAACCUCACCAUUCUUCGCUCCUACUUCCACUAAGCUCCUUUCACGGUAACAAGCUAUUGAUUAAACAAUCCAAUUUCAGCAAUUUCGUCCUCAAGUCCCAUGGCUCUACAGCUGCUACUGUGUUAUCAAGUCUGCCUACUAAGAGACAUCCUUCGGGGAAAAUACCAAAAUGGUCUGCAAGGGCAAUAAGGUCAUUUGGUUUGGGGGAAUUGGAAGCGAGGAAGCUCAAGUAUCCUAAUACUGGAACUGAAGCACUUCUUAUGGGGAUUUUGAUUGAGGGAACAAGUCCAGCUGCAAAGUUCCUAAGGGCCAAUGGGAUCACUUUUUUCGAGGUUCGGGAAGAAACUGUAAACUUACUUGGGAAAUCUGACUUGUAUUAUUUCAGUCCUGAGCAUCCUCCAUUGACUGAACAGGCUCAGAGAGCCCUUGAUUGGGCCAUUGAUGAGAAACUAAAAUCAGGCGAUGAUGGAGAAAUAACCACGACUCAUAUACUUCUAGGGAUUUGGUCAGAAAUAGAAUCUGCAGGUCACAAGGUUAUGGAAACUCUAGGUUUUAAUGAUGAAAAAGCCAAAGAGCUUGCUAAAUCUAUGAAUGGAGAUGUUGUCUUGAGCUCUAAGUAAGGAAAUUUAUACAUUUUCUGGUUGCACAUUGAUGCAAAACAUUCUCCUGCACAGCUUCCAGAGGAUAGAUAAGCUUCUUAUUGGAGCAAGUUCAUUGCUAAGGAGGUUGUUCCCCUUUUCGGGUUCGGUUGAAAUUCUUAAGGCAUUACGCAUGUUCAGCUGGAGAUGUUGAAUUUUCAUCUUUCUAUACAAGGAAUUGUGAAAUCCAGACUCUCAUGUUGAUAACUUUCUGUAAUGAUGGAAUAUCUCUUUUGCCGAUUGACUCUGAA